Molecule: messenger RNA, 2058 nt
Organism: Euleptes europaea (tarantolino)
Lineage: Eukaryota; Metazoa; Chordata; Lepidosauria; Squamata; Sphaerodactylidae
Product: vomeronasal type-2 receptor 26-like
Exons: 4
Coding region: 1-2058 (685 amino acids)
Biological process (GO): G protein-coupled receptor signaling pathway
Cellular component (GO): membrane
Molecular function (GO): G protein-coupled receptor activity
Source: RefSeq, a predicted model, not a curated record
AUGGUCCCAAAUGAAGCCCAGCAGUACAUGGGAAUUAUCCAUUUGCUGAAGCAUUUUGGGUGGAUGUGGGUUGGGCUAUAUGCUGUGGAUGACGAAAGUGGAGAACAUUUCUUGCUUGCUCUGGAGUCCCUGUUUACCCAGCACGGAUUGUGCUCCGCAUUCAUAGAAAGAGUUCCAAGACAAACCCGUUUGACCAACAUGUUUGAAAUCAAUGACAUGGUCUUAAAUAUUUAUCGACCGGUUACAGAUGCUAAAGUCAAUACAUGUGUCCUCUAUGGAGAAACUUUCACCAUUUUAUGGCUGAGCCAUUUUAUACUUCUCGGGGCUCCUGGAUACCAACAAGAUGCAUCUGAUGGAAUGGUGUGGAUUAUGACCACCCAGAUUGACUUUGCAUUAACAACCCUUCAAUCGCUCUCGGAUCUGCAAGUGUUCCAAGGUGCCAUCUCCUUCACGAUUCACUCAAGUGAGCUUCCAGGGUAUCAACAUUUCCUUCAGCUCAUCAGACCUUGCUGGACUCAAAGGGACAGUUUCCUCAAGAGCUUCUGGGAGCAAGCAUUCAACUGUUAUUAUCCACAUUGCAGCAUGCCCAUCAAAGACAAUGGAACAUGUACUGGGGAAGAGAGAUUGGAGAGUCUUCCAGGGCCUCAUUUUGAAAUGCAGAUGACCGGGCACAGCUACAGUAUCUAUAAUGCUGUCUAUACUGUGGCACAUGCUUUACAUGGCAUGUACUCAUCCCGAUUCAACCACAGAGGUGUGUUGUAUGGCAAAAAAGACAACCUUCAAGAUCUCCACCCUUGGAAGCUCUACCCAUCUCUUCAGCAUGUUGCAUUUAACAACUCGGCUGGAGAAACCAUGUCUUUUAAUAUGAACAAAGAAAUGAGAGCCAGCUUUGAUAUUAUGAACCUGGUCACAUUCCCAAACAACUCCAUCCUCACAAGGAAAGUUGGAAGAGUGGAUAACAGUGACCUCAAAGGACAAGAAUUUGUCAUUCAUGAGGAUGUGAUUGUGUGGCCCAGGCGUUUUAACCAGGUGCUGCCAGUUUCUUUGUGUAGUGACUCCUGCCACUUCGGUUUUCAGAAAAAAAAGAUGGAAGGGAAGACAUUUUGCUGCUAUGAUUGUGUUCAGUGCCCAAAAGGGAAGAUCUCAAACCAGAAGGACAUGGAUGACUGUAUCAACUGUCCAGAAGAUCAGUAUCCAACCGAGGGUCAAAACCAGUGCAUUCCCAAGACAAUCAGCUUCCUCACUUAUGAAGAACCUCUCGGGAUCAGUUUAGCCUCACUCGCUAUUUCUUUUUCCCUGAUCACAGCCUUAGUGCUAGGAACUUUUUUCAAGCACAAAGAUACCCCCAUUGUCAAAGCCAAUAACCGCGAUGUCACCUCUGCUCUCCUGAUCUCCCUCCUGCUCUGCUUCCUCUGUUCCUUGCUGUUUAUUGGACAACCUCGGAAGGUGACCUGCUUCCUCCGACAAUCUGCAUUCGGCAUCAUCUUCUCAGUGGCUGUUUCUUGUGUGUUGGCCAAAACUGUCACUGUUCUCCUUGCGUUCAUGGCCACAAAGCCAGGCUCCAGCAUGAGGAAGUGGGUGGGGCAAAGACUGGCCAACUCCAUUAUCCUUUCUUGCUCAUUUAUUCAAGUAAGCAUUUGUACGGUGUGGCUAGGAACCUCUCCCCCUUUUAUAGACUCUGACACUCAGUCCCUGGUUGAAGAGAUUAUAAUAGAAUGUAAUGAAGGGUCUGUUAUCAUGUUCUACAUUGUUCUGGGCUACAUGGGCUUUCUGUCGAUCAUCAGCUUGACUGUGGCUUUCCUAGCCAGGAAGCUGCCAGACAGUUUCAAUGAAGCCAGGUUCAUCACUUUCAGUAUGUGUAUAUUUUGCAGUGUUUGGCUGUCUUUUGCCCCAACCUACUUGAGCACCAAAGGUAAAAACAUGGUAGCUGUGGAGGUCUUCUCUAUCUUGGCCUCCAGUGCUGGCUUACUGGCUUGUAUCUUUUUCCCUAAAUGCUACAUUAUUCUUCUGAGACCAGAGUUAAACAAGAGGGAACAGUUGAUCAGGAAGAAGAAUUAA